AUGUCUUACUCACAGGCAUCUCAGUCCCAAUUUUCCUUCUGCGCCGAUUCAGAUCUAGGUCUGAAUACCGACCUCCUUUAUUCAGAUGAUAUCUCUGAGCUCAUUGGCAGUCAGGCUUCAUUGACAUCCACGUCCCGAAUUUCAUUUCCGAUUGCGCCCCUCUCGCUUACGCGUGUUGGCCUCCCUCUUCAACAGUACUGGGUCCUCUAUUCCUCCGAGCCUGGUAGCGAGAUGGAUGGAUCUCGUAAGCGCUUUAUAACGUGGUGGCUAAAUACAGAGUCUGGAUCAGCGCCCGAAAUACAAGACUCGAUCCGUUGGGAUGGGAAAAAGACAUCAAGUGUCUGGGAUAAUUUCAAUCAGGUUGCACAUGAGAAGACUGGCAAGCCAAAGGUUAUGUGUACAUCAUGUCUCUGUACCCUUGUUCAUCCAAGCUAUCGCCGUGCUGGGUCAUCGCCAAUGAAUGCACAUAUUAAGGCAGGCACUUGUACUCGGAAGCCAGUUACCCAGAGGAUCGAUCAGCUACUCAAACAUAUGCCAACUAUCCCUAGACACCAACCCUUCUCCCAGGAGCGUCUGGUGAAAGCGAUACUAGACUUCAUUUCUACAGCUCACCUACCCUUCCGAAUCGUUGAACACACCCAAUUCAAAGAUCUAGUAGAGAUUAUUCAACAAGCCCACAGCAAGAUCGAUAUACCAUCCGCGCGAAGCAUACGACGUUAUCUUGAUUCUGCAGUCAGAAGUGACCAGAAGGGGGUUCUGAAAAGGCUUCCAGAUGGGAGUCGCCUCUCACUAGCGCUUGAUUGCUGGACAUCGCCAUUUCAGCAAGCUUUCAUGGCCAUCACAGGUUACUUCCUUGAUCAGGACUGGAAUUACUGUGAAGUUCUUCUUGGGUUUGAGCAUCUUCAUGGAUCUCAUACUGGUGAAAAUCUGAGCAAGACCGUAAUCCAGCUUCUAACUGAUCAUGGAAUCACUGAUCGUGUGUUAUCUGUGACAACAGAUAAUGCAACGAAUAACAAUACCUUGAUGAUGAACAUCCAAGAGACUAUCCAGUCGCAAAGCCAAUCAGAUACCUUGAUUUUCCGAGUUCCAUGUAUUGCGCAUGUGAUUCAAUUAAGCUUGAAUGAGCUUCUUGGGAAGCUAAAGGUGACACCACCUAACAAAGAGAUUGAACUAGAGUGGUCUGAUGAGCGGACCCAUUCAUUUCAGACCAAAAGAUCUAGCUCAACUCGGCAAAUUGCAGAUACCUCAAAGAAGAUCCGAGGUCUUGCGGUCUUCAUCAAUGCAAGCCCACAACGCCGGGAGGCAUUUAUGGCUCUACAAACUAAGGAGCCUCGUUUAGUUCCUGUUCAAGAUGUCCAAACCCGAUGGAACUCGACCUUUAUCAUGCUGAAUCGGGCCAAAAGGCUACAACCAUUCUAUGAUCAGUAUUGUAUAGACCAUCAGUAUCUUCACUUCAAACUUGAUCAAGAAGAGUGGCGACAGAUUGAAUACCUUCUUCUUCUCACAAAGCCUUUCUUCGACUUCACAAAUAUGUUGUCUAAGACUAAGGAUGUUACUACACAUAACAUCUAUAGUAUUUACAACAAGCUUUUCUCUCAUCUUGAUGAAGCUGAGAGUAAGUUGAAGAAUAAAGGUGUUGUCUGGAAGAAGCACAUGCUCGAAGCUCUUCAGACUGCUAAACGGAAGCUCUCAAAGUACUACACUGCGACCGAUUAUGAAUCAUAUGGUGAUGUCUAUGCACUCGCGACAAUCCUUUGCCCAUCAAAAAAACUUCGAUAUUUUGCAUCAUCAGACUGGCAAGGUGAAAUUAACUAUGUUGAUCACUAUCAUGGAGUUCUUAAGCGAGAGUUUGAUCGAUAUAAAGAGACACUUCACCAUGAUUCAAACAAUACAGUCUUACAAGAUACCACUAAAGAGGCCCUGGAUGAUGAUUAUGGUGAUCUUGAUGCUGCUUGUGCUUCUCAGAGCCAGCCACAGCAUAGGCUCUUAAAGCCCGAAGAUGAUGAGAUUGCGAGGUAUCUUGCCCGCGGGAUCGAGGGUCAGAAGCCUAGAGCAUUCUGGAAAGACCAUGAGCAUGAGUUUCCUAUUCUUGCGAGGAUAGCACGGGAUAAUCUCUCAAUCCCAGCUAGUGGCGCAGGCGUUGAGCGAUUAUUUAAUUGCGCUCGCGAUAUGUGCCACUAUCGUCGCGGGCAAUUGAAACCAAGUACCAUCCGAGGACUGAUGCUUCAUCAAUUCGCCACUAACUUUGACGUUGAGCAGAAGGAGAUAGAGGUUAUCAAGGAGUAUCUAUCCAUUGGAGAAGCUGCGUUGUUAGAUCAAGCUUGGAAACCAAUGCCCCAGCUUGAAACACUUGAGCCAAUUAGUGAUAACGAAGAGGAGGAUCAAGAGCCUAGCAUAGAGGAUACACAACAGAUAGAGAGCUGCGAUGAUGAUUUGGGUAGUGGGAAGAAUAAUGAUCAAAGUAAGCAACUGCAGCGCAAACGAUCAAAGAAACGAUCAUCCGAAUGUUUUGAUAACGAUGACGAUGACCUUCCAGAAAUGCCAAUAGAUGAGGGCAUGCAGGGACGGUCGGGGCGAAUUCGGAAGCAACCUAGGUUACCUGAUGGAUUUCAGAUUGAUUUAAGGUAG
This is a messenger RNA of Penicillium odoratum, 2628 nucleotides long. RefSeq lists its product as uncharacterized. The record is from RefSeq and is a predicted model, not a curated record. Bases 1 to 2628 code for a protein of 875 amino acids. Lineage: Eukaryota; Fungi; Ascomycota; Eurotiomycetes; Eurotiales; Aspergillaceae. The transcript has 3 exons. Gene Ontology annotation, molecular function: protein dimerization activity.